Messenger RNA from Condylostylus longicornis, 2697 nucleotides. RefSeq lists its product as uncharacterized. The coding region runs from base 675 to 2204 and encodes 509 amino acids. Lineage: Eukaryota; Metazoa; Arthropoda; Insecta; Diptera; Dolichopodidae. The transcript has 6 exons. The record is from RefSeq and is a predicted model, not a curated record.
AUCUCAACUAGAAAAAUUAUUAAAAAAAAAAAAGUAACUUUUUUCCCGUUUUUUUCUUCUUCUUUUUAUUAUAACAUUUUUUUUGUUGAUUUUACGAUAUUUUUAUGAGUGAUGGUGAUGGUAAUGGUGUGUUCGAGUAAUUUCUCAUGAAAUCAAAAAAAAAAGGAUAUAUGGAAGAAAAUUGCAAAUUUAAGAAAAUUAAAUUCAGAUAUACAUACGCGUUUAUAUGUGAAUAAAAUUUUAAAUGAAAAAAUGAGAAAAAAAGAUUAAAGGAAAAAAUUUAGAAAAGCGAAAAAAAAAAAUGAGAAAAUGCCGAAAUUAAAUUAUAAAAAAUAUAAAAUAUAUUCUGAAAAAUUUUUAAUUUUAAAAUAAAAAAAUGUGGGAAAAAUGUAUUCAAAAAUAAAAUAAAAAAUGGAGUUUGCAUUUCAAUGACUUAAAAAUGCAUAUUUUAUAAAAUGCAGAUUUCAAUUAUUAUAUAAACUUGAAAUUUAAUGAAAAAAACAAUCGUAAAAGAAAAGCCAAAAGAAAAUAAAAAAUUAAAGAAAAAUAAUAAAAUUUAAAAUUUAUUUAAUUGUAGUUAAAACAAACAAAAAAAAAGUAAUUAUAAUUAAUAGAAAAUUAGUAAAAUUUAAAUAAGAAAAAAUUAGUAAUAAUAAGAAAAUAAAAGCAUAAAAAUGCUUAAAUAUUUAACGCACAAAUUACGCUCGCAAUCGAUUAGUGAUAAUAAUGAAAUCAUACAGGAAAAAAUUGAUGAACACGAUUCUGGUACGGAAUCUGAUGGUGAAUUGGAAAACGAAGAAAACAGCUUUAAAUUAGAACUUGAUAUAGAUUUAAGUAUGAGUUCUCGACUAGAUACGUUAUCCCCUACGGACUGUUCAAUUGAAUCUCCAGCAACUUCAAUAAUGACACAAACGGCCCACCUCUUAUAUGAUCAACAUAGUUCAGAAGAAGAACUUGAAGUUAUUAAUGGACCAUCAUCAAUAGCAGCAGCAGCAGCUGCUGCAUUAACUUUAUCUUCUGAGGAUGUUAAUAAAAUAUUAUCAGAACGGGGUACAGCAGAAUCUGUUGCUUCAGAGACAUCAUCAAUUGAACCGGAAGUUUUUGAAACAGAAUCGUCACCGAAACGAGCUAGCUCAACUACUAUAUCAGAAACUAGAAAACGUUCAUUACCUCACAGUUCUGAUGAUGAAGUCAGAAAUUUGUUGGAAUCAGUUCCCACACCAGUAAAUUUUCGCACAUCACCACCUCUUGAGGCAUUAAAGCCAAAUCGUAAUUUAAAUUUAAUGUUUCGUGCUACAACUCCAUUAAUUUUGACUGAAACUAGCCGAGGCAUUGAAAAUAUUAAAAUUUCAUGUGAUAGCAAUUCAACCAAGGAUAGCCAUAAUAGCAGUACACAAGAUUUUUUAUGUGAUCAAAAUUUUGAUUUUGGUGCAUGUGGUGGAAUUAGUGGCACAAAUAAUAGUGCUAAUGAUAAUGAUAAUAUACUUAAUUCACAUCAUUUACAUAAUCAACAUCUUAAUAAUCAUUCAAAUCAUCAUCAACAUCAUCAUCACCAUCAUCAAAAUUUGAAUAAUAGUACGAAUCUAAUUAAUAAUAGUACUAAUAAUAUUACAACUACAAAUUUAUCUUUAACUACACAAAUAGAAACAACAAAUCCUAAUAAUACAAUAUCAUCAAUAGUAACAAGUACAGUUAAUGAAUCACCUACAACAUCAUCAGCAAUAGGGAAUUCUUUAAAUAAUUUAUUAAAUUCAAAUGGUAAAUAUAAUAUAGAGAAACCACCACCAUUUAGAUUAUUAGAAGAGAAAAAUUUUAAUAUAAGUGAUAGAAUUGGUGGUAUAAGACAUUUUAAUCAUUUUAUUCCCUAUCAUCAUAAUCAUCAUCAAUUUUAUGGUAAUAAUAGUAAUACAUCGAGUUCUAUAACACAAUUGAUACCAUCAAAUGCUGUUAAUAAAACAGCAACAAUGGUUUCUAUUAGCGCAUCAUCAUCUGAUGUUCGUUCAAUUAGUCCACCGGCGAAAUUAUUUCAUUGUGCAAUUUCACCAAGAAGGCGACCAUCACGAACACAUCAUGCUCCACAAAGAUUACAAAGACCACAUCGACCAUGUUUGGAUUUUGAUAAAAUGCAACAGCUUAAAGCCCGUAGUGUCAGCUCAUGGCGACAAAAUGAACAUUCUGGUGAGCUUUCAGUAUUUUGUUGGUGAUGAACACUUUGCCCAAAUAUUAUUGGGCAGGAUAUUUUUAUUAUCAUUAUUAUUAAUAUUAAUAUUCUAACAAAAACAAUUUUCUUUGGAUUUGGAAAAAAUUUAAUCACACACAUCUGAAAUGAAAAAUUAUAAAACGAAACUUAUCCAUUAAAACACGAAAUAAAUAAUAAAUUAAAAAAAAAAAACAAAAAUAAAAAAAAAGUCAUAUAUAUUAAUAUAAUUUUAAAAUUAAAAAUAAUUAAAUAAAAAAAAUUAAAAAAAAUAUAUAUAUAUACAUAUAAAAAGGCAAAAUUGAAAAUAAAACAAGUAAAAUUAGAGAAAAAAAUUUCUAAUAAAAACACACAAUGUUUAAAAACAAAUUUGAGAAUAUUUAAAAAAUAGAAAAUAUAAGUGAAUUAAUAUAAAAAAUAUUAUAAGUAUAUAUAAAAACAAAAACAAAAAAAAAUCCUUGAAAAGGAUAUAAAACAAAAAAGUAUAUAUAUACACACAU